AUGAUAUACAUAGCCACAUCUAGAUAUUCCAUACAUUAUGACGUAGAUUUUAUGUUAAAACUGUGGACGUUUGAACGUUAUAAAAGAAUUUCGAAAAGAUGAUGCAAAACGUGGAGAUAAAAGCAAAAAUUCGGGAUAUCGAUUAUACUAUUUCAAAAGCCAAAGAACUGAGUAAUAAUGAUGGAAAAAUAAUAACACAACAUGAUAUUUUCUAUAAUGCAACAAAGGCAAGAUUAAAGCUACGAAAAUUUGAGGAUGGUACUGCACAAUUAAUUUCUUAUGUGCGACCAAAUAUAAUAGGACCAAAAGUAUCUGCUUAUGACAAAGUUUCCAUAUAUGAAAAUAUUGUAGACUUAGUAGAUACUAUUUUGUCAAAUGCUUUGGGUACAGUAGGAGUCAUUAAAAAGACAAGACAUGUAUUUAUUGUUGGGCGAACACGAAUACACAUUGAUAAUGUCGAGAAUUUGGGAAAUUUUAUAGAAUUGGAGGUAAUGAUGCAAUCAGGCAAUGCAGAUACAGACUGUGACCGGGAAACUGCAGAAAAAACCGCUAAUGAUCUUCUUCAAGUGCUGUCCGUAAAGGAAGAAGAUUUAAUUGCAGAAGCAUACAUUGAUUUACUCAAUCGCAAGAAUACAAUGUAAAUAUGAUGAAUCUUACAUUUUGUAUGAAUGCAAAGAAAUGAUCAAUUUAUUGAUUGAAAAUAUAAA
This is a messenger RNA of Nylanderia fulva, 707 nucleotides long. RefSeq lists its product as uncharacterized. The record is from RefSeq and is a predicted model, not a curated record. Lineage: Eukaryota; Metazoa; Arthropoda; Insecta; Hymenoptera; Formicidae.